AUGGCCGUUCGUUCAAAAUACAACAAACAUGCAUAGGAAGUCGAGAAACUACGAGAUGGUGUGGAUCGAGUGACAGUGUGGUACUCGCAGUAAUUGUUAUAAAAUGAAACGGUAUGUUUCAUCUGAUGCAAUUCCUUAGCGGACUUUUCUUGCUUGUUAUUUUAAUACCGCUGAGUAAUGGUGUGGACACGUAUGAGAUUGACUGCAGUAACCUACGAAUGGGACAAUACAUCUGCCCUCAUCCCGAUUAUGAUUUCAUAGAUCCAAAAACACAGCAACCAAAAGGUUGUACUAAGGAAAAUAAAGCCAAAGUGUUAUGUCUGGCUGCGGAUGGCCUCAUUUGUACAGAAACAAAAAAUAAUACAUUCAAGAAGGAUAUUCCUUGUAAAUGGACAAAUGGAUAUUCUUUCGAAACAUCACUGUUACUCUCAAUAUUUCUUGGCAUGUUUGGAGCAGAUAGAUUUUACCUAGGGUAUCCAGCAUUGGGUUUUCUCAAGCUGAGUACUUUGGGGUUUCUUUUUCUUGGCCAAUUUGCUGAUGUAAUACUUAUAGCAACACAGAUCGUAGGACCCGCGGAUGGUUCGCAUUAUGUAAUGCCAUAUUACGGUGCAGGGAUUCAUAUCGUAACCAGUAAUAAUUUCACGUUCCGAGUGCCACAAUAUGAUUGCUGAAAGAAUUAUCAGGGUGAAAAAUGAACAACGGUUAAUCUAAAAAAAAUUGUACAGCCACUACUUUGAUUACGAGCAACGAUAUGCAAUCCUAGAAUCGAGUCCUAUUUCAGCGUACCGGGAGAUGAAUUACUGGUAUUUUAAUGAGCAAACAAAGAUCAUCUUGUAGAUAUGUACUUCAACGAAACACUGUAUAUAAAGAUUUGUUACUGACUUAUUAUCUAUUGCCAGUAUAGCCGUGUAAUAAAUAUUUGUUUUUAUUUCUAAA
Molecule: messenger RNA, 936 nt
Organism: Osmia bicornis bicornis
Lineage: Eukaryota; Metazoa; Arthropoda; Insecta; Hymenoptera; Megachilidae
Gene: bisc
Product: TM2 domain-containing protein CG10795
Exons: 3
Coding region: 114-671 (185 amino acids)
Source: RefSeq, a predicted model, not a curated record